UGGUUUCUAAAAUAAAACAGACUCACUGGAUUGGUCUCAAUGAUCUGGAAACGGAAGGACACUGGGUUUGGGUGAAUAACCAAACUCUCAAAGAAACUAGAGUACAGCUCUGGUUCAGUGAGGGGCCAAGAGAACCUGAUAACUGGAAAAUUGAGGAUCCAUCUGGAGAGAACUGUGCUGCUCUGGGAGAUGAUAACGGCAAUUUUCAAUCUUGGUUUGAUGCUUCUUGUAAAAAACGUAAAAAAUUUAUUUGUGAAAAGAAAUAUUAAUUUACCUAUAUCAUUGAUACACAAUGAAACAUCAGUAAUAUAUAAUGUAGCUACUGUACACAUGCAGAACAAAUUCAGGUUUGGAUUUGCUUACUUUUACCCAACUAAAAAUGCUGCAUUUCUCCUGUUCUGUCUUAUACUAAAUGAGAUCUAAAGCAGAUUUAAAUAAUAAAGCAUAAGCUUUUUGAUUUGAUAGCUCAUACUUCACUCAUCUUGCAGUCAGUUUUAAAAUCAAAAUGACAUGCAAUUCUGUAAUUCAAUGCUUUAAUAUCAUCUGUGAAACUGAAGAUUAAAAUAAAUGUAUAGUCAAAAUCAGUUUUUUGCAGACAUCUGAAGAUAAUGAGUGCUAUAGAUAAAUUAACAAUGUAAAUGUGUGCUACAGCUAUUUCAAGUCACAAUAGGUCCCUGUGAAAAAUUAAACUAUUUAAUCACUGCUUAUUUGAUUUUGUGUGUUUACAACAUGCAGUUUUUGCCAGUUCUGGUUUGUUUUCUCAACAAGAGAUCACUAAAUGCAGUCUCUACUGAUUCCUGUAGUAUGUUUUAUUGCUUGUGAAAUUGCUCUUCUGUAUUUCAAGAGGUAAUACAGAAAAUAGCACCACAAUUAAAUAGACAUUACCAAAUCAUGCUGUUUAUGUUGGAAUUUCUGUUUUUGUUUUGGUCAUUGCCCAUAUAGUCUAUCAACUGCUGUCAGCAUGUCAACAUUGCACACUGCACCUAAGGGUUUAUGUACAAGAAAUGUCUUCUUUUUUGUUUUGUUUUUUGAAAGAAGCAAUAUUAUUAACUAUUUUGAUAGAAGAGACAAGCCCAAUGCAAGAAACACAAGACAGCUUGACAGAAAAACUAAAUAUGGGUGAGUGAAAUGGGUGUUUAAAGACAUAAUUGUCAUGAAACUUCUGUCAUUUUCUUUUUUUUGGAAAUGUCAUCAUAUUUAGCCUAGGUUUUUUUUUUUUUUUGCUGCUGCUAUACUGUCUGCCAAUGAUUGUUUCCUGUGCUACACUGAUGUCUGUUUAAAUAGUUUGUUGGACUUCCUUAACAGUCAGUCACUCAGACAUCUGCCAGUUUAAUGAAAUGGAUGCAAUCUAUUCAAAUUCUGAAAUUGUAUGUUCAACAACUGCUUCAAUUAACAAAUGCUCCCGGUACAAAGGCCAGGAGACCCUCAAGAAAGAAGUGACUGUUCAUAAACAGAUUAAAGUUCUUCUGAUAGUUCUCAGUGUCUGUCUGGUCUUUGCUUUCGGAGGAGUUUGUACUCUGGCGAUACUUCUUACACAUGCUACACACUUCAAUGUGUCUGUGUCUGAUCAGGACAACAAUGCCACAGAUUACAAAGCACAGUUUGAUGCGCUUCAUAACCAGCAUGAGGAGACGCUUAGAAAGCUGAACAGAUUAAAUUACAGCACGGGUUGUGCUCUUUGUGCCGUCCACUGGGUUCAUUCUGGAGGAAAGUGUUACUACUUCUCUAAGGUCAAGAUGAACUGGACACAGAGUCGAGAUCACUGUGUGACUCUAGGAGGACAUCUAGUGAUCAUAAACAGCAAAACAGAACAGGAUUUUGUUACUUCUAACGUUAAAGUAUCCCAUUGGAUUGGUCUCAAUGAUUUGGACACUGAGGGUCACUGGGUUUGGGUGAACAACCAGCCAGUUAAUGAUUCAGUAGAAUUCUGGAUUAAACGAGAGAACGGAAUCAGAGAGCCUGAUAACUGGACUAAACACCAUCCGGAUGGUGAGGACUGCGCUGGUCUGGGACGUUCUAUCAGAGACACAGAUUUCUGGUCGGAUGCUUACUGUUUUCUAGAGAAAAGAUUUGUGUGUGAAGCUCCUGCAGCAGUUUAGUUCACCGCUCCCGAAUAGAUUUUGGCCAGUUGCUCAUUACUACUUUUUAAUGAAACAUCUGUAAGCUUCGCAUUAAAUGUAAAGCAGUUUCUGCUUUUAACACACACACAUAUAUAUUGUUUUUUCGAGUUGAAUGCCACCACAAAGUCAUAAUCACAAAUAAGGAACUUUCUUUGGGCCCAGGGCUUCCAGGUUGUGGGCAUGUUUGUGAAAAAAUAUGGCAUCUGUAUUAUUGGUAAACUUUUUUAAUUUACAAUAAAAUUACUUUGGAAAAGAGCAUAGAUGGAAAUAUGUUUCUUGCACCGUAUGAUAUUAUUUCCCCAAACCUGCAGACUAACAGCAACUGUUCAAGUAACAAACGGAAGCCAACGUAGGGACAUAUAAAAUAAAUUUUAUUAUCCAUUUUUCUGAAUUUCUACACUGUAGUGGCUUUUAUAUAGACACCAUCAUCAGGAAAGACUGCUGGACACUGACACAACAUCACUGUCUGCUGUGUGUCCGAGCUUCAAUAUAUAAUUACUGUAUGGAAAAAAGAAAGGGAAAAAAAAAAAAAAAA
This is a messenger RNA of Carassius auratus (goldfish), 2655 nucleotides long. RefSeq names its product immune-related, lectin-like receptor 1 (gene illr1). The transcript has 8 exons. Bases 1338 to 2099 code for a protein of 253 amino acids. Lineage: Eukaryota; Metazoa; Chordata; Actinopteri; Cypriniformes; Cyprinidae. The record is from RefSeq and is a predicted model, not a curated record.